Messenger RNA from Cryptotermes secundus, 3064 nucleotides. RefSeq names its product zinc transporter ZIP14. NCBI's taxonomy places the organism in Eukaryota, Metazoa, Arthropoda, Insecta, Blattodea, Kalotermitidae. The transcript is spliced from 8 exons. The record is from RefSeq and is a predicted model, not a curated record. Gene Ontology annotation, cellular component: membrane. Bases 9 to 1319 code for a protein of 436 amino acids. Gene Ontology annotation, biological process: intracellular zinc ion homeostasis; zinc ion import across plasma membrane. Gene Ontology annotation, molecular function: zinc ion transmembrane transporter activity.
CAAAAAAUAUGUGCUUUGGUAAAAUAGUGGUAACACUACUGACACUUCCAUGGCUUAAUAAUGCCAUGAACAGACGUGAAAUAGAAAUGCUGAAUGGAAACAACACAGUGUUUAUCUUGUACAAGACUCCACCAGACGGACCUCACCAUCAGUUGUGGCAAGUCCUGGAGCACAUCCAGAAGGAGAUUGCUCAGCACACCUCAACUUGCACACCAGGAGAAACAUCUAUAUGCAUUAAAAAAAAUCAGUGCAGCAAGAUAGAAGCACUACCACUUAGUACAUCUCAAAAUGAAAUGGACAACAAUGCUAUUUGCUCAUGGCUCAGAUAUGAUGAAGAAAUAUACCAUGACAUUUUACACCACACUCUCAUCAACAAACCCUCAUCAUUAAAAGUGUGGGGGUUUGGUCUAUGUUCUGUGGCAAUCAUUAGUUUGUCAGGAUUGUUUGGAGGUGUCUUCUGGCCACUAAUCAAUUCCAGUUUCUACAACCACAUGAUGCACAUUCUCAUUGGCCUUGCUGUUGGCUCUCUCUCAGCGACAUCAAUAUUUCAGCUGAUUCCCAAGGGUUUUGAAAUUAAAGAUGAUGAAAACUACCUUGGCAUAGCCACAUUCAUGUGGUGCAGUUUAUGGAUUCUCUACAUGUUUGAAGUUCUGUCCAAGAUUGUGCUUCAUCGAAGAAAUAAUGACCAUGGUGAGCAGCUACCAAUCCAGAGACUCCCAAAUAGUGAUGGUGAUGGGAGCCAAAAUGAGGAAGGACUGCUCUCUAAUUCUACCACACAUUGUACAUCAGUUACAAAGACUAGUGAACAUGCUGUGAACAAUGAGAACCCUACCUCAAAGAAGCCAGUGGCAUACAUGAUCAUAUUUGGUGAUGCUCUACACAACUUCAUUGAUGGGAUGUCUAUUGGUGCAGGAUAUUCAAAGGAUCUGAAUACAGGCCUCAGCAUCAGCAUUGCUAUAGCAUGUGAAGAGUUUCCACAUGAACUAGGUGAUUUUGCAAUUUUAAUCAACUCUGGAAUGCCACUGAAGAAAGCGCUGUUAUACAACUUUCUCUCAGCAUGUACUUCAUUUGGUGGCUUAACACUUGGCAUUAUCAUAGGGGAGUUGGAGACCAGUGUCUACAUCUUUGCUUUUGCAGGCGGCCUGUUCCUCUACGUUUCUCUUGCAGAUUUGAUGCCUGAGUUGAACAGAAUGGUUGAAGAGGAACUUCAUAACAGUAAAGCAUCUGCUCUAGUAGUUCUGCUUCUACAAAAUGGGGGCAUAUUCAUUGGUGUCUCUACCCUUUACCUAAUUACCAAAUAUCCUUUAACAAUAUCAUGAUGAAAUAGAACAACAAAUAAGUGUACUAGAGCAAUGAAUUUAGAUAUGAGAACACAACUACAAUGAUAAUCAUAGGAAUAAGAUGAGUAUGGCCAAUAUAAUUUACUAUUUUACAAGAAGGCAGUUUUGCAAUGUGUAACUAAUUAGAGUGGAACCCACAUUUAAUGUAAAUUUAGGGUCUUCCCUCAUUUAAAAUUCAACUUCACUGACCCGAAGUCAAUAACAUCAGCAUAAAAGUUCCAACAUUUCACGUUUUUCUCAAUUUAGGGUUCCAAUCCAUGGCCCCUCUUCCAAAGAAACCUUAUAAGGGAGUAACACCACACAUUGCAACACUGACAGAAAAAAUUAAAUUAUUAAGAAGGAACAAUACAAAUGACAAAAUAACAUUAAUGUACUUUAUGUUGCCAGGUUUUAGUAUAAUGAACAUGAAAGAAGCUAAACUGUACCACGUCAAGUGCAGUCAUCAUUAACAUGAAGCUUCACAAUAAAAUUACUGUUUGCAUAAUGUCAUCAGUUUAACUUUCAGUCCCAGCAGCUACAUACUACCUUCAAAUAAUACACAGUUUUCCAGUUUUAAAACACGAGGCACUGCAAGUCAGGAAGUCAAAGUGCUGUCUCUGCAAAAUGACAUGUCUGAUAAUUAAUUUUUGAGUCACAAUUAUUUCGAUGCAAAAAUAUUAGCCAUUUCCAUCCUUCUUUCUGUUCCAGUAUGAAAAUUUAUACUCUGUAAUUUCAAUUGAGCUGAUGGGCUUUUCUUGAAUAAAACUUUGAUGUAUGUAUACUUCAUGGCAUAAUUAAUGCACAUUUUUUUAAAGGUUUGUGAUCAAAAACUUGCAUGUGUGAAUGCUCAUGAAUUUAUGAAUAUGCUAUUAUCAUAAGAAAAAUCACAAUGUUCAUAACUGAUCCAUAAAAGUGAAGCACUUUGAGCCUAUUUUUGUAUCUUAGAAAAACAAGUAAGCUUAUGAAAUCAUCAUGCUGUACAUGUGUUUUCUCCCUUUAACUUUUGAACAAGCAGACCAAUUUUCAUGAUGUCUGAUAUGAAUAUUAUAUAUUGAAAGCCAACCAAACGCUGUACUUUGUAUUUCUUGCUGUCAGUAAUAGCACAGCAGAUGCAGGAACUUCUGAGGUAAAAGUGACAUUAGCACUACUUCAUACAGGAUCCCAAAAUUAUGUAUGGUAACAGAGCUUUAGAAAAUAUGCAACUUUGGUUCAGGUACCUUUAUUGUAUAAUGUAUAAAACAACAUGGCAGCCAUGUAAAAUGUUCAUUUAGCUUUCAGUGUGACAGCAAUAACUAAGAAUAAGAUAUUUUACAUGAAGAUAAUUUCAUGUUCCCCUAAAUUUUGUAUGAAAUAUUAUUUAUAUGUCACUAUUUAAAUAUAAGAUGAAGAUGAUGGAGAAAUUUACAUUUUUUAUAAAACAGGACAGAUUUGUAAUUUAAUGCUAUCACUUAAUUUGGGCCAUGAACAUCAUCUACAGGUUGGACUUAAAUCUGGUACAAUAAAUGACACUAUAAAGAGUUCUACAUUUUGGAAGGAUAUAAUGCCAUGUAGUCUGUAGAAAGUCAACUGAUGUUUCAGAGAAACAUGUCACUUCCAUCUUCAGGGUUGAUGAAUAAGCUAAGCAAAAAACCAGCAUAAAUUCAGGUGGCAAGCAAAGCACUACAUUAUACCCUAGAAGACAGAACUCUUCAUAACCACUACUGUGAGAACCUCAAAUCUUACACUUUGCUAAUAUAGAUGGUAAA